AUGGGCGUGCAGAGCCAGCUUCGUUGUCUUAGUUUGGCUGCCGCACCUAUCCAGGCACGCCCACAGCUCCAGGAGCUUCAAAAACUGCGUCCGAUUACCCAAUCCAGCACGUUCGCAACCAAGGCUACCAAGGAGCCCAAGGAGCCCAAGGAGCCCAAGGCUAGAACCCCGAAAGCUGCCACGGCAAAAGGCGAGAACGCUCAGAAAGCCCAGAAGCCGAUCACAAAGACCCAAAAACUCAUCCAAGCACGCCAACAUAUGAAGGAUCUGAAGGCCACUGCCUUGCAGCCACCCGCGCGACUUCCCUCGACCGCCCGGCACCUCUGUCUGUCAUCGAUAAUGAAUGAGCUCAACAAGGCCUCCGGAUCUCGUUCUGAGCGCUUGAAGGCCGCCCACGUAAAGUACAGUGAGCUGACCAGCUCUGAGCUGGAGCAAUACAAAGCCCAAGCUGCCGAGAAUAAGAUUGCCUCUGAGGCCGCCUAUCAAUCGUUCAUCGAGUCACACACCCCUCAACAGAUCCUUGAAGCCAACAAAGCCCGCUCAGAGCUCAGCAACCUAACCAAGGGCAACUGGCAACCUCUCAAAGACCACCGCAGACCCAAAGCACCCGUGUCUCCCUUCUUCAUUUACUUCGCCGAGCAACGAGCUUCUGCCGGGCCCGCAGCUGGAACCACUCAAGCGGACUUCGCAAAGGCCGUUGCCGCGGAGUACAAAUCCCUUCCAGCUUGGAAGAAAGAGGUAGGACCCCCAAGGGAUACGUGA
This is a messenger RNA of Penicillium olsonii, 762 nucleotides long. The record is from the annotation of a GenBank genome assembly. NCBI's taxonomy places the organism in Eukaryota, Fungi, Ascomycota, Eurotiomycetes, Eurotiales, Aspergillaceae.